AUCCCGGAAGCUGGGAAAUAGAACUGUUGACAUUCAAGGACGUGUCUAUAGAGUUCUCUAUGGAUGAGUGGGCCUGCCUGGACCCUGCUCAGCAGACUUUGUAUCGGGAUGUCAUGUUGGAGAACUACAGACACCUGGUCUUCCUAGGUCUUACUCUGUCUAAGCCAGACCUCAUCACCUGUUUGGAGCAAAGCAAAGUACCCUGGAAGGUGAAGACACACCAGACAGUACUCAAGCCCCCAGCUAUAUCUAACCAUCUGGACCAAGACCAUUUGCAAAAUUUUGACUCAAAUAUUUUAGUCACAGAGAUAAUCCUGAGAAGACAUCGAAGCUGUGCCCCUGACAACUUAAACUUAACAAAAGACUGGGCAAGUGUGUCUGAGUGUAAGCAGCAGAAAGUAUCUGACAGUGGAUUUGACCACUGUUUAACAGCUACCAAUACCAAAAUCUUCCAAUGUACUAAAUGUUUGAAAGUCUUCACAGAAUUAUCAAAUCUAAGUAGACAUAAGAUGAUAUAUAAUGUAGGGAAAACUUUUCAUUGUAUAAAGUAUGGUAAAGCCUCUAACCCAUGCUCACAUGUUACUAAUAAGAUAAUUCAUAUUGGAGAAAAACAGUACAAAUGUGGCAAAGUCUUCAAAUCUGACUCAAGCCUGUCUAAGCAUAAGAGACUUGACACUGGAGAGAAACUCUACAAGUGUGAAAAUGAUGCUAAAUGUCUUAACCUCAGAUCAGAAUAUUGUAACCAUAAGAGUACUGAUAGUGGAAGAAAACCUUACAACUACGAAGACGGUGACAAACUUACCAAGGAGUACUCACACCUUUCUGGAGAGAAAAGAAUUCACUCUGGAGAGAAACCCUACAAAUGUCAACAGUGUGGCAAAGCCUUUAAUCAGUACUCAAACCUUUCUAGACAUCAAAGAAUUCAUUCUGGAGAGAAACCCUACAAAUGUCAAGAAUGUGGCAAAGCCUUUAACAGGUACUCACAACUUUCUGAACAUCAAAGAAUUCAUUCUGGAGAGAAACCCUACAAAUGUCAACAAUGUGGCAAAGCUUUUAACCGGUAUUCAAACCUUUCUGAACAUCAAAGAAUACAUUCUGGAGAGAAACCCUACAAAUGUCAACAAUGUGGCAAAGCAUUUAAUAAUAAUUCAGACCUUACUAAACAUAAAAGAAUUCAUUCUGGAGAGAGACCCUACAAAUGUCAACAAUGUGGGAAAGCCUUUUACCAUUACUCAGGCCUUUCUGUACAUAAAAGAAUUCAUUCUGGAGAGAAAACCUACAAAUGUCAACAAUGUGACAAAGCCUUCCACUGCUCCUCAUACCUUUCUCAACACAAAAGAAUUCAUUCUGGAGAGAAACCCUACAAAUGUCAACAGUGUGACAAAGCCUUUCUCCGGUACUCACACCUUUGUGAACAUCAAAGAAUUCAUUCUGGAGAAAAACCCUACAAAUGUCAAGAAUGUGGCAAAGCCUUUAAUGAUAAUUCAGCCCUUACUAAACAUAAAAGAAUUCAUUCUGGAGAGAAACCCUACAAAUGUCUAGAAUGUGGCAAAGCCUUUCACCAAACCUCAAGCCUUUCUGUGCAUAAAAGAAUUCAUUCUGGAGAGAAACCCUACAAAUGUCAAGAAUGUGGCAAAGCCUUUCACCAAACCUCAGGCCUUUCUGUACAUAAAAGAAUUCAUUCUGGUGAGAAACCCUACCAAUGUCAACAAUGUGGCAAAGCCUUCUAUCAGUCCUCACGGCUUUCUGAACAUCAAAGAAUUCAUUCUGGAGAGAAACUCUGCAAAUGUCAACAAUGUGGCAAAGCCUUUAACUGGUACUCAAACCUUUCUGAACAUCAAAGAAUUCAUUCUGGAGAAAAACCCUACAAAUGUCAACAGUGUGGCAAAGCCUUUAGUCGGUACUCACACCUUUCUGAACAUAAAAGAAUUCAUUCUGGAGAAAAACCCUACAAAUGUCAACAGUGUGGCAAAACGUUUACUUUUAGUUCAUCCCUAACUAAUCAUCAAAGAAUUCAUUCUGGAGAGAAACCCUACAAAUGUCAAGAAUGUGGCAAAGCCUUUCACCAAACCUCAGGCCUUUCUGUACAUAAAAGAAUUCAUAGGGCAGCGCCUGUGGCUCAGAGGGGUAGGGCACUGGCCCCAUAUGCUGGAGGUGGUGGGGUCAAACCCAGCCCCGGCCAAAAUCUGCCAAAGAAAACCCCAAAAAACAAUUCAUUCCAGAGGGAAACCCUACAAAUGUCAACAAUGUGGCAAAGCCUUUAAUCAGUACUCACAACUUUCUGUACAUCAAAAAAUUCAUUCUGGAGAGAAACCCUACGAAUGUCAACAAUGUGGCAAAGCCUUUAUCCAGUACUCACACCUUUCUAGACAUCAAAGAAUUCAUUCUGGAGAGAAACCCUAGAUAUGUUAAGAAUGUGGCAAUGCCUUUCACCAGUACUCGUGCCUUUUUUGAACAUCAAAGAAUUCAUUUUGGAGAGAAACCUUACAAAUGCCAACAAUGUGGCAAACCCUUUCACUAGUACUCAAACCUAUCUGUGCAUCAAGUAAUUCAUUUGUGAGACCAACCCUACAAAUGCUAGGAAUGUGGCAAAGCCUUUAACCCACACCCAGACCUUUCUGUACACAAAAGACUACAUCUGGAAAGAAACCCUACAAAUGUUAACAAUGUGGCAAAGCCUUUAAUCAAUAUAUGAAACAUAUUGUACAUAAAAGAAUUCAUUCUGUAGAGAAACUUAAAUAUGAACAGUGUGGCAAACCCUUUAUCUCACUUUCAAACGUCCCCGGUACAUAAAAUACAUCAUACAGGACAGAAAUCCUCAAAAUAUGAAGAAUGUUGUAGUGCCUUUUCCUGGUGUUGGUAACUUACUAAGCAUAAAAGAAUUCACACUAGUGAGCAAUCCCAAAACUGAACAGUGUGGCAAUUCCUGUAACUGAACUCAAACCUUACUACACAUAACAAAAUUCACAGUGGAGAGAACUCCUACAGAUGUGAAAAAUGUGGCAAAGAUUUUUACUGUUCUUCAGCUCUUAGUAAACCUAAGAGAACUCAUCCCAGAGAAAUAAUGUGACAAUGUGAAGAUAUGGCAAAGCCAAAACCAGUAGUCCCAGUUUUCUCUACACAAUAGAAUUGUUGAAGAGAAUUCUACAAAUGUGAAGAACUUGACAAAUGCUUAACUUGUGCUCAAACCAUUGUAUAAAUGAAAAGUUUAUAAGACAGAAAUCCCUGAAGACAGUUUUGAAUCCUAUAAGCAGGAUUCAGUACAUUUCACAAAUUUCAGUACAUUAGCAGAAUUUAUAAAGCAAUUGUGUAUAUGUGAAGAAUGUGACAAUGUUUUUAAAUAUUUCUCAUGGUUUUCUAAUCACAAUUCAUAAUGAAUGAAAUACUCUACAAAUGUCAAUCAUGUCUCAAAGCCUUAAAGUUGUGUUUGUCCUGUUAGGUAGGGCUGAGGAGAGACAGGGCAGAGGAUACUAGCAGAUCCUUUGUCCAUCAUAAGAAGAACAAAAUGAGCAGAGGGCACUUCCACAGAAGACAGGCUAGCACUUCAAGAAGAUUCUGAAAAGUGAACUGAGGUUUGCUCUACAAAAAUGAGUCUCAGGCUCUGCACCUAUAACUCAACUGGCUAGGGUGCCAGCUACAUACACUGGACCUGGUGGGUUCACAUCCAGCUAGGGCCCACCAAACAACUAUGACAACUACAACCAAAAAGAAAGAAUAGCUGGGCAUUGUCACGGAUGCCUGUAGUCCUAGCUACUCAGACUGAGGCAAGAGAAUUGCUUAAGCCCAAGAAUUUCGGGUUACUGUGAGCUGUGAUGCCACAGCACUCUACCCAGGGUGAAAGCUUGAAAGUCUGUCUCAAAAAAAAAAAAAAAAAAAAGAAAAACAAAAUGACCCUCAGAGGGUGAGAGGCCACAAUGUAGACAUACAGCCAAGGCCUCAAAUGGAUGUUUGGAGCAUGGGUUCAGGUAAUGUGCCUGUAAGCUCAAGUGACCUAUUUUUGUUAACAUAGUAUAAUUUAUACCAGUGCUAUCACACUAUACAAAUACAAUGAUAACUUCUGGAAAUUGUCUUACAGGGAUACAAAAUGUAAAGACACUCCUUUCUGGAAGUUUCCCCCCUUUCUAGGAAAAAUCAUGAAUAUUCCCCCCCCCACUUAACAUAAAAUUGGGAAAUCUAUAUAUAAGAAAAGCAUCUUACUAAACCCAGAGUCAUCUCCACUUGAAAGAUAUGUUCCUUCUCUGGAGUAUACUGUUCUCUUAUAAACUUUGAUCUUUCGCAUA
Messenger RNA from Nycticebus coucang (slow loris), 4280 nucleotides. RefSeq names its product zinc finger protein 726-like. NCBI's taxonomy places the organism in Eukaryota, Metazoa, Chordata, Mammalia, Primates, Lorisidae. Gene Ontology annotation, biological process: regulation of transcription by RNA polymerase II. The coding region runs from base 60 to 2264 and encodes 734 amino acids. Gene Ontology annotation, molecular function: DNA-binding transcription factor activity, RNA polymerase II-specific; RNA polymerase II cis-regulatory region sequence-specific DNA binding. The transcript has 4 exons. The record is from RefSeq and is a predicted model, not a curated record.